Messenger RNA from Lethenteron reissneri (Far Eastern brook lamprey), 8701 nucleotides. Its product is annotated as macrophage mannose receptor 1-like. Gene Ontology annotation, molecular function: carbohydrate binding. The record is from RefSeq and is a predicted model, not a curated record. Lineage: Eukaryota; Metazoa; Chordata; Hyperoartia; Petromyzontiformes; Petromyzontidae.
GUUAGAUCCCGGAUCCUCGUCCCCAGACCUUAGUUCCCCGAGACCGAGGGGAGUACUAAGGACCCUCUCCCCAACUUGGAUUUUGGUCCACAAACUCAGGAGUACGGAGUUCAACUCCAAACACUGCAUUAAAUUCACAGUGGUGCUUUCAGGACUGCGUAGACCUAGGACAUCAGAGUUCGAUGCCGGACCCAGGUGGCUGGGGAUUUUUAAUUUAGAACCCAUGGGCAUCAAUUCUCGCGCCGCUAAUCAAAGAUAACGAGGAUCUGCGUUCAAUAUAAACUUCAUCAACGACAUCAUCAUCAUCAUCACCACCAUCGUUGAGGAGCCAUGCGUGGUUACCUGCUGGCCGCCCUCGCGGUCAUCGCCGUGGGAUGGGCCCCGUGCCACGCGGUGUGCCCCACCUUCUGGCAGGAGUACAACGGCCACUGCUACUACGUGUCCACCGAGAGCUUAGCUUGGGCCGGCGCUCGAGUCUACUGCCUGCGACACGGGGGGGACCUGAUGAGCGUCAACUCGGCGGGGGAGCAGAACUGGAUCGCGUCGCACCUUGCGGGAUCGAACCUCUACUGGUUUGGUCUGCACGACCAAGUGACCGAGGGGGUCUACGAGUGGAGCGACGGGUCCCCCUACCUGCCGGAGCUCGAGAAAUGGAGACCCGGGCAGCCCGAUGACUGGCCGGACGCAGAGGGGGGAUCUGGGGAGGACUGUGGGGACAUUGCAGCUGGGGACGGAGGGUUCUGGAACGACGGCUCGUGCCUCCUGUCCCAGAAGUUCAUCUGCGAGAGCGGCCCGGCCAUGCCGGGCUGCGACGUGGGCUGGGAGCUGAGGGGCGACUCGUGCUAUCUGCUCUCCGUGUCGCCCGAGCGCACCUGGCCGAACGCGCGCACCUACUGCGUGAGCCACGGCGGCGACCUGGUCGCGGUCACCAGUGCCGACGAGCAGGGGCACGUCCUGGCGCUCGCGCAGAGGCUCGACAACGACCCCUGGAUCGGCCUCUCCCGCCUGACGUGCACAGCGUUUGGCUGCCACGGGAACAGCAGUGACUUCCACUGGAGCACAGGAGAAGCGUUCUCAUACAGCAACUGGGAUACUGCGGAACCUGACAUAAGUCCUGAAGCCCACAAGCUGUGUGUGAAGAUCGUACGUAUGCCUGGGGAAGACACGGGCGGGUGGAUGACCAAACGCUGCGGAGAGGAGCGUCCAUUUAUCUGCAAGCGCGGCCUCAACACCGUGUGCCCCGAGGGCUGGGCCCCGUUUGCGGGCCGCUGCUACUGGGUGGUGACAAGCCUCGUCCGGAGAACAACGUGGAACGAGGCCCUCUUCACCUGCCAGAGGAUCGGCGCCCAGCUUCUCUCCAUCAACAGUGUUGACGAGCAGGACUACAUCAACUCUCUGAUUCCUGACCUCCAGAACAACCGAGUCGUGGACUUCUGGAUCGGAGCGUCCGACAAGGAGCGCGAUGGCGAGAUGAAGUGGUCCGACGGGACGGCCGUGUCUGGGUUCACAAACUGGGCUGCGAAUCACCCCCGCAACACGCCGGGGCGAUGGGACUGUGGGCAGAUUUACACCGGCUCAGAAUCGGGCAAGUGGGAGACGACCGACUGCAUCAAGGUGCAGAGCUUCGUGUGCGAGGUGCACGGGGGGCAGGUGGUGCUGCCGACGGCCUCGCCAGACGGCUGGUGCGAGUCGGGCUGGCUGCUGCACGCGGACUCGUGCUACCUGUUCGAGCACGAGACGCUGCGCACGUUCCAGGCGGCGCGGGACUUCUGCCAGCAGCAGGCGGGGGCCCUGGCGAGCAUUCACAAUGAGGACGAGAUGAGCUUCAUCGGGGCUCACGUGAGCGACACCGCCUUCAUUGGCCUCAAUGACAUCGUCCACGAGGGCACCUGGGAGUGGGUGGACGGCACUCCUACGGAUUACCUGCGCUGGCGCGAGGGCCAGCCAGACAAUUGGAUGAACUCGGAGCACUGUGUGACAGUGCUGAAUCCCGCGGCAUACGGACGCGCCGAGUUCAACGACAUCAACUGCAACCAGCCCCACGUCUACGUGUGCAAGAAGCCCAAGCAUACGGGCACUGGACCAAAACCACCCACACCGACAUACCCGGGUUGGAAUCAGAAGUGUGGAAGUUGGAUCGAUGACCCCAUUGGACCCUCGUGUUACCUCAUCCGCGACACCCACUACAAGACCUGGGAGGACGCGCACACAGACUGCAUGGCCUACGAGGGAAACCUCCUGAGCGUCUCCAACCCCUUCGAGCAGCUGGUCAUCCAGGGCCUCGUCGCGAAUGUGGACACGGGCCUUGCGCUCUGGAUGGGCGGCCACGACGCCGACUCUGCGGGGGGGUGGGCCUGGAGUGACGGCGCGCCCUUCCAGUACUUCAACUGGGCCCCCGGGGAGCCCGAUGGACGGCUUGGGAGGAACUGCCUGUCCAUGCGGCUUGAUGACCAGAAGUGGCAGGACGAGGCAUGCACGUCCCUGCGGGGCUACAUCUGCGAGAGACGAGGCAACGUACCAGACCCAGAGCCAGACGAGCACGAGGGCUUCCUGCGUGUGUACGCGUGUCGCGGGGAUGCGUUGACCAUCGACUGCCACGGGGACCGCGUGAUACAGAUCCGCUCGGCCACCUGGGGACGUUCGAGCAAUGACAAGUGUGCCGUGGGGGCCCAGACCGGCUCGUGCGUGGUUCCGGGGGCGGUGCAGCGCGUGCGCACUCACUGUGAGAACCGGCCCUGGUGUCUGGUCCGAGCCACAGAAGACGAGUUCGGGGACAGCUGCCCCACCAUCACCAAGUACCUCGAGGUCACCUACAGCUGCGAGCAAAACGUGUGCGUGCAGGGCCUGGGAAUGGAGUCGGGAGCCAUACCAGACUCCCACAUCACCGCCUCCUCCUCGGCGUCAGGGUGUCCAGCCAACGAGGCCCGUCUCCACGGCAAUAGCUGGUGGUCACCUAACAACAACGCGGGCUCGUGGCUGCAAGUGGACCUGGGCUCGGUGUUCCAGGUGACCGGCAUCUCAACGCAGGGCAGCGCCCGCACGAACCACUGGGUCACGACGUACCACGUGCACACGAGCUCCAACGGCGCCACAUGGGCCCCGUACCAGGAGAACGGCGCCACAUACGUGUUUGCGGGUAACGACGACCGGACGACAGUGGUCACCCACCUGCUUGGCAUUACCCCAAUCGUGCGCUACGUGCGCAUCGUGCCCCAGAGCUACGCGACCACGCCCGCCCUGCGCAUAGAGAUCCACGGCUGCGCACCCAGCUAUGCUGCUCAGUGCGGCAGUCAAAAUCUACUCGGCGAUCACGAGCAAAAGAUAACUGUGCACUGCCCGCCUGGAUGUACCCUGGCUCGGAACAUCGUGUACGGAACGUCCGUCUACCGCGGGGACUCGCCCGUGUGUGUGGCGGGCGUGCACGCCGGCGUGGUGUCAAGUGACCACGGUGGGGAGGUCACGGUGCUGAGGCGGCCAGGCCAGAGCCUCUACCCGGGCUCCACGCGCAACGGCGUCACCUCCCAAACGUACGAAGGCACUUGGACAGAUUCCUUCGCCUUUGCUGAUGGAGAGCUACGGUGCGAGAGUGCCCAAUGGCACGAGUUUGGAAACUCGUGCUACCACGCUGUAACCGAGGCCCUGUCCUGGGCGUCCGCUCGCCGCUCCUGCUUGACCAUGGGCGCUGAACUCAUCUCCCUGGGUUCCCUCACCGAACAAGCCUGGCUUGAGUCCUUCCUCUACAUGGCAUCGGGCCCGCUGUGGAUUGGGCUCAACGAUCUAGCUGUCGACCGCUACUUCCUGUGGUCGGACGGGAGCGACGUGCGCUACACGAACUGGGCCCGGGGCCAGCCAGACGGAGGCGCCGUCCUGAGGCAGCAGUGUGUGGAGAUGAGAGCCUCGGAUGGGCGCUGGAAUGACCAGAUGUGCUCGGUGCCGAACUUUGCUGUGUGCGAGAAACCCAAGAAUCAUUACCCAGCCCCCUCCGUGCCCCCCAUCGUGGACGGCUGUCCACAGGGCUGGCUGGGCUACGCGGACUCGUGCUAUCUGCUCGACGAGGUUGAGUACGCGCGUGGGUUCGCGAAACUCUUCUGCCACGACCACGGCGCCACCAUCGUGCACGUACACGACAUCUACGAGCAGUCGUUUCUGACGGCCGUGCUGGGCAGCGAGAGCGGGCGCUGGUGGCUCGGCAUGGCGGCGCGACCCAACGACCAGGGCGGGGUCGACUUCAUCUGGGACAACGGCAUGGCCGUCACUUACACUCAUUGGGGGCGCAACAUGCCCGACACGCAGGCGGGGACGUGCGUGACCAUGGAGGCCGGGACCUCGGGCGGCGGGCUGUGGCAGUCGGAGCCGUGCGACUCGCGUCUCCGCUCCGUGUGCGAGCGUCCGCGAUCCGGCCACACCCCAGCCCCCCCGCAGCCCACCCCACCCGGGGGGUCGUGCCGCACCGACCUGGGCUGGGUUGGCUCCACCUCCCUGCACCACUGCUACCAGAUAAACGGGGGGCGGCCGUCCCAGCGAAUGAACUGGCACGAGGCGCGGCACGACUGCCAGCUGAAGGGCGCCGAGCUGGCGAGCUUCCACAGCGCUGACGAAGAGGCCUACGUGGCCGGGCUGUCGGCCGGGCGAUAUCUCUGGAUUGGCCUCCACGCGUUGGGCCUCACCGGAGAGAUGGAGUGGUCGGACGAGACGCCCGUGGACCACAUCAACUGGGGGCCGGGGGAGCCUAACAACGCGCAGAGCGUGGAGGACUGCGUGGAGGUGUCGGUGUCGUGGGGCAGAUCCUCCUACUGGAACGACCUCAACUGCGACGCCGUGCGCGACUGGGUCUGCCGCAUCCCGCGCUUCAUUCAGCCUGUGGUGCCGCCCACUUUCCCACCCGACCAGCCCGCCCCCGAGUGUGGCUUCAGUCCAGGCUGGCGCAAGUUCCGUAACGUGUGCUACCUCUACAACGACACAGAGCGCACGGACUUCCACUCCGCAUUGGAGAACUGCCUCUCCGACGGAGCCAUGCUCGCAUCCGUGCACAGCGUGGCCGAGCAGGCGUACUUGUCCGGCCUGGUGGGCAGAGGAGAUUCAGCCCUGUCGUGGAUUGGACUCUGGGAGAUCGGGAACAUCGAGGGCCAGUACAGAUGGACGGACUUCAGUCCCGUGGGGUACACCAACUGGGGCCAGGGGGAGCCCAACGACGCUGGGGGCGCGGAGCAGUGCGUGGCCAUGUCCCGCCUGAACGGUCAGUGGAGCGACUACAACUGUGGCCAGUCGAGCAUGGGCUACAUCUGCAAGAAAUACCCAGGAGGCUCGCACACGCGCCCCCCCCCGACCCCGCCGUGGCAUGGCAAUUGCCCGAGGGGCUGGAUGCUCUUUGGCAGCAAGUGCUUCCUGGUGAGGGGAGCGGCGGGCGGCACGGCCGAGGAGGGAGUCCGCUCGAGCUGGAGCGACGCUCGCGCCUGGUGCCGCUACAAUGGGGGCGACCUCGCCGUGAUCAGCACGCACCGCGAGAACGAUUUUGUGGCGAGCCACCUGGAGGGGCUGGGGGUGUCCGUGUGGAUCGGCUUCUCGGAUUCACUCUCCGAGGGAGAGUUCACCUGGGUCGACGGGAGCCGCGUCACCUUCACCAACUGGAACAGCGGGGAGCCCAACAACGGCGGCAUACGGGGGGAGCACUGUGCGGAGAUGGUCCAUCAUGGCCGCUCUGCCGGCCGCUGGAAUGACAUGCUCUGCUCCGUUGUACGCGGCUUUGUGUGCCACAUGAAAAAAGACUCCGUGAUUCCCGACCCGAAGCCCACGAGUGGUCACUGCCCGACGGGCUUCACGUCGACGCGCAGGUCCAGCUGUUACCGCGUGAGUGACACCGUCGCCACCUGGGAGGCGGCGCGCGACGCGUGCCGGGCCGAGCACCACGGCGCCGACCUCGCCAGCGUCGACUCGGCCUACGAGCAGGCAUUCCUCAACGCCGUCGCGCAGCCCGAGAAAGACGACAUGUGGAUCGGGCUCAGCGACAAGGUCAAGGAGGGAGAGUACACUUGGUCGGACGGCUGGCCCGUGCUCUACUCGAACUGGGGCUUCGGGGAGCCGUCCCGCGGGACCGGACAGGGCUGCGUCAGCGCCAACGGCAUCGGAUUUUUGCGAGGCUCUUGGAACGACACCGAGUGCUCGCGACACCUGCACUACGUGUGCGAGUACAACAACGAGCCUCCUCCGCCGACACCGCCAGCGGUUGGCGGGAGCUGCUGGGAUGGCUGGCAGCCGUACGGACGCCACUGCUACUUCAUCUUUGACGGAAGCCUUGGGGGUGCGACCACGUGGCCCGAGGCUCGCCAGGAGUGCGAGAUCGUCCACGGGUCCCACCUGGCGUCCAUCCACAGCCGCGCCGACACCGAGUUCCUAUUACGUGCAAACUUCACUCGCUACCACAACCUGUGGAUUGGACUUGGACGAGACGAGCUCCUGGGCUGGUCGUGGACUGACGACACUCCUGUCGGCUACACCAACUGGGCAGACGGGGAGCCCAACGACAUGAUGCACGAAGAGGCAUUCAUCGAGUCGUGCGUCGAGUUCUACCACCAAGACGGCACCUGGAACGACCAGGAUUGCGAGCAGAAGCGCGGCUUCAUCUGCCGCAUUAAUCAGGUUAUUGAAGAUGUCUCGACUGAAAAGACGCCAAUCAAUCCAGACAAAGUCAUUCCCACGAUCGUGGUUCCCGUGGUGGCGGUGGUCACGGUGUUGCUCUUGAUCGGCGUGGUGAUCACGGCGUACUACGCGAAGCGUCGCCGUGACAGCAACAACGGCGGUGACAGCUCGAAAAUCUCCGAGCCACGCAGCAGCGCCACGGUUCCCACGCCCGGCUUUGAAAACCCGCACUACUACGUGUCGGAGGAGCAAGGCGGUCAGUAGACGGAGGUUGUAAUGUGGUGAUCGGCUGAAUCACUAGCACAGGAAUACAAUGUCACGUACGCGUGACAAUUCACACACACACACACAAGUAUACAAAUAAAGGAUAAGCUGGAUAUUAGCACACAACGCUUGAGAGUCACAAAAUAAAUAAGCAAACAAUACACCUUCAUUUAUCCAUAAAAAGACACUGGCAUUUGGCGUUCCGGUAGGGCAUAAUUUCAGCAGCAUCGGUUCAAUGUCGCUUGUGUUAAACCAGUGCGGUUGAAAUUAUCUGAACUUACCAAACGGUGCUGCACAGUAGUCAUAAUAAUCAUAAUUUCAGCGUGCCUCCGCAGAGUAUCGCUCGCUCUAGAAGAGGGAGAACGACUCGGAGGCACUCGGGACCCUCAGACAAAGUGGGAAGGCAGCCACGUGGCGAGCUGGCACCAACGAAUUGCCCAAAGCUCCUCGACACAUUAAGAUGUUUUCAACCAAGUCGGGUACGGGUAGCCGGGUAUCGGGUAGGGUACGGGUAUCGGGUACCCGGUUGCGACCUCUGAUGUGUGCGUUUCAUCCGGGUGCCCCGGUCUCGUCCCGCUCCGUGUAUAAAGCACCCUGGUGUGGCCGGGUACGGGUACGGGUAAGGAAUCAAAAUCCGUUUGCGACCUCUGGCACACAUGCAUGGUUGGGCAACAGUCUGCGUCAUACGAAGAUGACAGCUGGAGGUGCUGGAGAUGCCGUACCGCCUUCUCCUGGCAAGCCGGGGUACGGCUGCACCUCAACAUGAAGGGAGUUUUGCAGCAUUCGCGCGACCCUGCCUCCACAGUGCUGGAUUACAGGUGGGGGGAGUCAAAGGGGAGUCACGGAUGCCUGGCUAAUACGUAUCUACUACACACAAGGUGUGACCUAUAUCCAGCUUCCACUGUACAUAAGCUCUCAUACCAUACUCGGUGUGCAUUACACAAGUGUGCAACAUUCAUGUAUGCCCACUAUGGAUGUACAAUUUUGUGUCAGGACGAGGCCUGUCCCAGGUUCGCCCCUCCUGGUUGUUCGAUGGCUUUUCAUGAUUCGGGAUCAUGAUUCAUAUGAAGAAUUGUUUCUUUUUGUUUCGUUUGUACUGCGUUUGUAUUGUCUGUCGGCUAUGUCCUGUCUCCUUUGUUAAUUUAACCUCGGUAAUAUGGGCGUGUAAUUCGCACACGAUUGCCAGUAAUCAUAAAUAAUACUUAAACGUGCGAUUGGAUGCAUUUAUCCUUGUCAUAAGAAUACAUUUUAAUUGAAUAAUUGCAAGCAUGUACGUUUGCAUACACGCGCAUGCCUACUGACUUGUACACACAAACCCAAGUGCACAUACAUUCGCCUACAUUGACACUCAUCUUAAUUCUGACCCACAUGUGCAACACACUCGACAUAACAACAACAACAGCUGUCAUCCGCCACUAAGUGACGGCGACGUCACGACAGCGCUUGUGCCAGGCUAGGUGCACUUUUAACGGCCCUGUGAAGUCCUGAAGGCUCGUUGCUGGCCGGGCACGGGACAGACGCAGGUGUUCACUGACUGACAUGAAUGGCGGAUGCACCACCUGCGUUCCCCACUGUGCCAAAACACACACUGACCUCCAUGUCACGCGCGGAGCCAAUCUUGCUGCACACGUUUGUAUUUGAGUCUAGUUGAGACAGAGUGAGUGUGGAGUUUCCCUCAGGCCCUGCUCCUCGCCUCGACGGGAAACUCGCAGAUUUCUAACUCCCCACUUUACGUGAAAAAUUUGUCAUUGUUCGACUCGUUUCCAACUGCUUUGUAAUAAAACAAAAAGUCAGCACCAAA